UACCCAUAAGACCUUGCGAUAGUAAUCCAACAUGGAGUAUUUGGAAAAUCCUGUGAACGCUGCACCUCAGCACAAAAUUCUUUGUUGCCAAUGUGGUCUUCCAACUCCGCCGAACAGUGCAAACAUGUGUGUUGGAUGUAUUCGAUCACAAGUCGAUAUCACCGAAGGAAUUCCUAAACAGAGCACUUUAUACUUUUGUAAAAACUGCGAAAGAUAUUUACAGCCUCCUAAUAACUGGGCCUCAUGUGCAUUGGAAUCACGAGAGUUAUUGGCGAUAUGUCUAAAGAAGCUCAAAGGCUUGAAUAAGGUCCGACUUAUCGAUGCUGGCUUUGUAUGGACAGAGCCACACUCAAAACGAAUAAAAGUCAAACUUACAAUACAGAAAGAGGUGAUGAACUCUACAAUACUACAGCAAGUUUUUUUGGUGGAAUAUGUUGUCCAGGGACAAAUGUGUGAUGCCUGUCAUCGCCAGGCCGCACAGGACUUUUGGAAGGCUGUCGUUCAAGUCAGACAGAAGACAUCCCACAAGAAAACAUUUUUCUACUUGGAACAGUUGAUCAUCAAACAUAAUGUUCAUCAAAACACAGUCAAGGUUAAGCAAGAGUCAGAUGGUAUAGAUUUUUAUUAUGCAUCCAAACAAGAUGCAAGAAAGUUUGUCGAUUUUCUUCAGUCUGUUGUGCCGUGCAGAUUCAAGACAUCUGAAAAAUUAAUAUCACAUGAUAUUCAUAACAACACUUUUAACUACAAGUAUACUUUCUCUGUGGAAAUUAUCCCAAUUUGCAGGGAAGAGGUCAUUUGUUUGCCCUUGAAACUUGCGAGGUCGCUUGGCAAUAUUGGACAACUGGUGAUAUGCAACAGAGUUACGACAUCACUUCAAUUUAUUGAUCCUUCCACCCUUAAAACGGCAGAGCUGUUAGCUAAUAACUACUGGCGGCUGCCAUUUCAAAGCCUUGGCUCCUACAAACAUCUGACAGAGUACAUGGUCCUUCAAGUAGAACCUGUUGACCCAAAACUUCAGACAAUGGGGUCUACAACAAGUCUUAGUCAAAAGCAUGUGCUCGCAGACGUGUGGGUGGCCCGGAUGCAAGACAUGGGAAGCAAUGACCAACAGUUCCACUGUCGUACCCACCUUGGAUUGUUACUCAAGUCAGGAGAUACUGUACUAGGCUAUGACUUCAAAAACAGUAACAUCAAUGAUGAGAACUUGAAUAAGAUGAAAGCUGACAAGAUUCCUGACGUGAUACUUGUAAAGAAGUCGUAUGGUGACAAGAGAAAGAGACGUCGUGCUAGAAACUGGAAACUCAAGGUGCUGGAGAAAGAAAUAGGGGAUAUCAACCAGGACCAGUUUGAAAAGGAUUACGAUGAGUUUCUUGCAGACUUAGAAGAGGACAAAACUCUUAGACAGAAUGUCAACAUCUAUGUGGAUCGCGACCACAUGCCAGAGUCAGAUGCAGAGGAUGAAGAAAUCCCCAAAAUCAGCCUCCAGGAGAUGUUGGAGGAUCUCAAGCUAGAAGAUGCAGAGGGCGGCAUGGGAGAAGAGGCAGAGGAAGCGAUGGGUGUGGAGUGAUGAGGGUGCUAUAGAGGAGAGGAAGUGAUGGGUGUGGAGUGAUGCGAUUGCUAGAGGAAGCGAUGGGUUCGGAGUGAAUGGGUGCUAUAGAGGAGAGGGUGUGGAGUGAUGAGGGUGCUAUAGAGAAGACAAAGUGAUGGUGCAUUGUCUUACAUAAUAGUCUUUAUCACAAUGUCUUUAUAAUAU
Nematostella vectensis (starlet sea anemone) is the source of this 1753-nucleotide messenger RNA. Its product is annotated as 60S ribosomal export protein NMD3. Gene Ontology annotation, molecular function: ribosomal large subunit binding. Gene Ontology annotation, cellular component: nucleus; cytoplasm. Gene Ontology annotation, biological process: ribosomal large subunit export from nucleus. The transcript has 17 exons. Lineage: Eukaryota; Metazoa; Cnidaria; Anthozoa; Actiniaria; Edwardsiidae. The record is from RefSeq and is a predicted model, not a curated record. The coding region runs from base 32 to 1567 and encodes 511 amino acids.